This is a messenger RNA of Megalobrama amblycephala (Wuchang bream), 1441 nucleotides long. Its product is annotated as guanylin. The transcript has 3 exons. Gene Ontology annotation, molecular function: guanylate cyclase activator activity. NCBI's taxonomy places the organism in Eukaryota, Metazoa, Chordata, Actinopteri, Cypriniformes, Xenocyprididae. The record is from RefSeq and is a predicted model, not a curated record. Gene Ontology annotation, cellular component: extracellular region. The coding region runs from base 469 to 852 and encodes 127 amino acids.
GCUUGACUGUAGUUUAACUAUUUUAUAUUAUGAGAAGCAUGUACCUUGAGAAGCUACUACUAAAUACUGGAUCACUGGUUUCUGAAGGCUUCUGAACUGAUAUUAGUUUGUCCGUAGCACUAUAAUGUAUCAUCCCCUGACAACCCUAUAAGUUUAUAGGGAAAUGGCCUUGUGUACAAUCUAAUUCCUAAACCCCAGUUUGCAAGCCAGCCAGCUGACACCUAUGUCCUGUAUGUGCUCAUAACAGAUGGAUUUAUGAGAUUUACUAGCACUAUUCGUCACUUAUACUGACAGGGCUGCAUAUGAUUCAUCUAUAGAGAAAACACUUACAUCCUCCUUUGUUAUCAAAGUGCUCAGAAUGUAAACGACAGGUUGUAUAUGACCACCAGGUCUUAAUGGUUUACUUAGAAGCCUAUUAACACAAUAAGCACACUUUAUAUUGACCCGAUGUAAAUCUGAAUUCACUCAAUGCAAUCUCUCUCUGCGAAGAGCAACACUUCUGAGACUGUCCAUCUGAAGCUGAAAAUGAGAAUGCCAAUUAUUUUCCUCUUCCUGACCACAAGCUUCUUUCAAAUCUCACAAUGUGUGCAGGUUACGGACAGUGGGUACAAUUUCUCCCUGGAGGCAGUAAAGACCCUGAAAAAGCUUAUGGAGUUUGACACAAGUACAAACCCUCGACAGACCUACGGCGAUGCAGCGUCCCUAUGUGCCGACCCUGACCUGCCAGGAGAGUUCAGAGUGCUGUGCGAAAAAGAUGAUGCUGACGAAGUCUUCCAACGACUGGUGAAAAUCAUCAGUCCUAUAGACCCCUGUGAGAUCUGUGCCAACGCGGCCUGCACCGGCUGUUCCUGAGCACGCACACUCCCAGCAUCCUGCACAUGGAGCCCACAAGUUCAUAUCUACAUCAGUAUCAUCAAACAUACAUGAUCACUCUACAGAACUGCGAGUAAAAUAUAGGAGGGUAAAACAUGUUACUAAUUUUAUUUUACACAACAAAGAGAAAAAUAUGUAAUUAAGUGUGUUUCAUAAAAUGUUUGGACCACAAAUCUUUUUUUAAAGAAACAAAAUGAAUGGAGAUACUGCCUCCUAGUGAAUCUAAACAUACAUAGCCUAUUUUAGACCAGUGGUAUCCUGGAGAGCUACCUUCCUGCGAAGUUCAGAUCCAAUCCUAAUCAAACACAACUGAGCCAGCUAAUUAAGAUCUUCAGGUGCACUUGAUAAUUGAGUUGAAUGAGUAGGUACAUUUUGAUUAAGUAUACUUAAUUUGCGUGCUAAAACAGUUUCUAUAUAGAAUAAAAAUGAAUGUGUGUUGUAUGAAGGUAAUCUGGAUAUAAAAUAUAAUUAAUUAAUUAAUUAAACUUUCUGGAAAGUAUUCUGGAUCAUGAAAUAAUUGUUUAUAGCAUAUUUUAAAAUCACAAUCAUCUUUCAAAACCAACUUUCU